AUGAAACAGAUCAACUUUGAUAUUGAAGCCAAAAGUAAAAAUCUGAAAGAGGAGAGAGACGAUCUGAAGAGGAAGCUGAAUGGUUUGGCUUCUGAAAAGAAUCUCUUGGCUGGAGAGAGAGACACUUUGAAGAGGAUGAACUCUGACUUCCAGGUCAGGAAUCAGAACCUGACUUUAGAAAGAGAUGAACUAAAGAAGAUUAACUUGGGUAUUGAGGCCAGUCUGAAAAGUCUGACUGCAGAGAAAGAUGAGCUGAUUAGAACCAUCAGCAUUAUUGAGGCCAAUAAUACAAAUCUGACUGAAGACAGAGAUGAGCGGAGACAUGACAUCCAGAACAAUAGAUGGGAGGUUUUUGAAGGUAGUGCAUACUACGUCUCUGUGGGGAAGAAGACCUGGCAAGAAAGUAGACGUUACUGUAAAUCACAAGGUGCCGAUCUGAUGGUUAUCAACAGCCAAGAGGAACAGGUCUUUGCCAAUGGAUUCAAUAAAUAUAUGUGGAUUGGACUGACUGACUUGGAGACAGAAGGGACAUGGAAAUGGGUGGAUGGGUCACGACUGACUUCAAGGUACUGGAAGGUUGGCGAGCCAAACGGUCAAACAAAUGAAAACUGUGGGAAUAUAAAGACUUAUGAAUCACUGGAAAGCUGGAAUGAUGAACAGUGUGAAAUGCUCCUCAACUGGAUUUGUGAAAUGAGCCUUACUUAACUGUAAAUCCUAAGUUGGACAACAAGAUGUACUUCUUGAAUGAAGAGAAGAAUUAAAAACAAAUAUGUAUCUUUUUAAUUUGGUCUACAUUUGGAUUUCCGGCAUAUACUUUAGAUGUGAUUUCACAAGUUAUUUUCAGGGUAGGUUGUUAGCUGCUAACUAGAGUCCCCUCUGUGUGUUAAAUGAAACAAUGCAUUGUAUGUUUCAGUCAAGUAGGAAGCAGAAAAAUAGAAGCAGAAGCUGCCUUUUAACAUUUUUAGGGGAUUCAUUAUAGAGAAAAAUGGCUGAGGAACUAGUUAAACAAAUUUUUACUUUUUUUGAGAACCUUUAAAGUGGUUACUUUGUUAUGAUAGAUCUGCUUUGAAUAUCAACAAGGAAGGACAAAAUGCUAAAGUCCUGAGGUUAUAUUGUCCUCACACAAAUGCAUUACUAGAAUGUUGUCAGUUGAUUGCCCGUUUUAAAGUUUAAAAGACAAGUUUUAUGUUCAAUAUUAGAUUUAUAAUGCUAAGAAAACCCAAAAAUGUUUAGUUUAUGUACUUUAUGGAUUGUGUAAUCUGCUGUGGUCAUUGUUCUUUCCUAUUCUUUC
Molecule: messenger RNA, 1291 nt
Organism: Fundulus heteroclitus (mummichog)
Lineage: Eukaryota; Metazoa; Chordata; Actinopteri; Cyprinodontiformes; Fundulidae
Product: C-type lectin domain family 4 member F-like
Exons: 9
Coding region: 1-705 (234 amino acids)
Biological process (GO): biological process involved in interspecies interaction between organisms
Cellular component (GO): external side of plasma membrane
Molecular function (GO): carbohydrate binding
Source: RefSeq, a predicted model, not a curated record